Molecule: messenger RNA, 4242 nt
Organism: Paramecium tetraurelia
Lineage: Eukaryota; Ciliophora; Oligohymenophorea; Peniculida; Parameciidae
Exons: 5
Biological process (GO): intraciliary retrograde transport
Cellular component (GO): ciliary basal body; axoneme; intraciliary transport particle A
Molecular function (GO): protein binding
Source: RefSeq, a predicted model, not a curated record
AUGUCAAUUUUGAGUGAACAUACGAUUUCAAUAAAAAAUGAAACCAUUACUAUGAUGUCUGUCUCACACAGUGCUAUAAGUCCAUCCAUAGCGAUCUGUACGAUAUCUAGAGUGAUGCUGUAUAAUGAUUAAGGGGAGAAAUUCGAUUAUGAAUUAGCUCGUAAUUAGAAACCUACUGCAAUUGCAUGGCAUCCUAUUCAGCCACAAUUAGCAAUAGGAUGGCAGAAUGGUACAAUAACAAUAUGGUAAGAGGAUACACGUACUGCAAAGGAGGAAUCAGCUGUGCAUAAAGAAGAAAUUAAUUUAAUACAAUAUAACACCAAUGGAUCUAGGAUGGUGAGUGCAGAUAUAUCGGGUCUAGUAGUCGUAUGGAGAGGAAUAACUCCAAUGAGUACAUACCAAAAGGAAGGUAUAAUGACAAUUUGCAUAUUCGCCGAUUUAAAUAAUAUUAUCAAGGCCCAAAAUUUAUUCUUCUUUGGUGGAAAAUCAGGAUUGGUAUGUUUGGCUGAUGAUAGUAAACACUGUUCAGAAGUCUGUAAAGUAGUGGGUAGUAUUAAAUGCUUGAUGAUAUACGAGAAAUAUAAUUCAGUUAUCAUUAUUACAAGUGGUUUGCUUUUGGUUUAAUUUAAAAUCAGCACAAGUGAAAAGACAUAGCCAGACAAAAAGGUUAAAUUAUCAAUAGCAGGAGAGCCAGAAUCAUUGCAAUCAGUUUGGAUAGGUUAAUGUUUAAUAGCAAUUUCAUCGAAUGAAAAUAUGAUAAGAAUGUUUUAGUUGGAAGCUGAUGAAAAUUAUGUUAUCACUCUGCAUGAAUUUUAAGAGUUAUAUCCUAAGGAGAAGAUAUUGAAUGACAAGAUUACAUGUGUUCAAUACAGCAAGAAAUCAAAGAAUUUGGUAGCAGGAACUAAAGAUGGUAGAUUGGUAUUUUGGAAAAACUACGCAUUGACAGAUGAAUCUCCCGUUGAAAGUGAGUAGUGGAAGGCAUUACAAAUAAUUGCUCUUAAUAAAACAGUCAAUGAAAUUGCUAUUGGUAAAAAUAGUGGAGUUAUUGCUGCAAGAUCAGCAGAUUCUGUUAAAAUAGUUCAAGAAACUUUGGUUCAUGGCAAAAUAUAUGAGAAUGUUAGAGUUUUGUAAAUAGAACAUAAUAAAGUAUUGAUCUAUUUUAAAAAUGACUCCUAAAAUCAAGACAAAGAAAAAGGACCUUGGUCAAUGUUUUAAUGGGAUAGCAAAUUUCCCAUUAAGUCAAUUGAUUGUACUCAGUAACAUCUUUUAGUUCAAAGUGCAAACAGGAUUGAGAUCAGCGAAUUUACAAAUAAUUCUUAAAUUCUAGCUAAAUCGUCAUUUGAAAAGAAGUGUGUGAAGGCUGCUCUCUUUUAAGAAGAUCUUAUCUUGUUUUAUGAAUACAAAUUUGAAGUAACUAACUUUAAAGGAGUUUAAAAAUACUUUGUUGACUUCUCAGAGAGUGAUGGAAUCAUAGCUAAUUAUGAAUUCAACAAUAAAACAAUGGUCAUUUGGACACACAACAAUUAUUUUAGAUUAUAUGAUUUUAGUAGAAGAGAGGCUCAACUCUCAGGAUUUAAUUGCAAGUUUGAAAAUGAUAAGGGUCCUUUAGGUACAAUUAAAUAAUGUGCGGUCAAUUGUGAUGGUUCCAAUGUGGCUAUUAUUGCAGAUAAUCAUGGAAAUCAAAAUGACUUAUUUUUUGUUUAUAAUCCAGAGAACAACAACUUUUAAUCAUUUGAAUUGCCAUAAUACAGAAAAGCUACUUAGAUAAUGUGGGACUAUUCAGAUCCAAGAUUCUUUGGAGUUACUACUAUCUGCACUAAAAUUAAAACAAAUAGUGAAAAUGAUGUUGAAGAGGAAUAAGCUGAUUUCAGAGCUAAAAAGUUUUUCACUUUCUUCUUCAAUCCUCAUACAGGAAUCAAAGAAUAAGAUUGUUAUGUACUUGAUGAAAAAUACGAAGGCGUAUUGUCUAUUCGUAUUCCACAUAUUAAUGUUAUUCAGAAGAAAGAACAAACAUAUAGAAUUUAAGAGAUCCUAAUGAAUGAUUUCACUGGCUUAGAAAGAGCAGAUGAACCAACCAAAAGAGCUGUUAUUAAUUUCUCUUAUCAUUUAUCUUGUGGUAAUUUGGAUGAAGCCUAUAAAUCUGUAAAGGCUAUUCAAAAUCCAACAGUCUGGGAAAAAAUGGCUUAGAUGAGUGUCAAAACCAGAAGAUUGGAUGUUGCUGAAAUUUGUAUAGGAAACAUGAGAUUCGCCAGAGGUGCUAAGGCAAUUAGAGAAACAAAGAAGGAACCUGAAUUUGAAGCUUAAUUAGCUAUGGUUGCUAUUCAAUUAAAUAUGAUCUCUGAAGCUGAAAAACUAUAUUAUUAAUGCAAGAGAUAUGAUUUACUCAAUAAAUUGUAUUAGGCAUAAGGAUAAUGGGAAAAGGCAUUGGAAAUUGCAGAGAAACAUGACAGAAUCAAUCUCUUAUCAACGUAUUACAAAUUGGCUAAACAAUAUGAAAUUUCUAAGGAAUGGGAUAAAGCAAUCUAAUAUUAUGAAAAGUCAGGUAAUGCACAAAAAGAAAUACCUAGAAUGUUUUAUGAGGCUGAUGAAUUAUAAUAUUUGGAAGGCUACGUCCUAUAAAAGAAAGACCCAAUUCUUUAUAAAUGGUGGGGCAAUCAUCUAGAGUCAUAGGAACAAUACGAAGAAGCAAUGAAGUUCUACAGAGAUUCAAAUGAUGCCUUGGGAAUUGUCAGAGUGUUAUUACACUAAGAUAAUGUGAGACAUGCCAAAGAGACUUGUAAUGAUAAGAAUGAUCCUGCUGCUCAUUACUUCUUAGCCAAAUAUCUAGAGGCCAAGAACAUCAUCCCUGAAGCCAUUUAAUAUUAUGCAAAAGCCUAAUACUAUAGUGAAGCAAUAAGAUUGGCUAAGGAGGCUAAUUUGAUUUCUGAUGUGACUGCAAUAUCAUUGUAAGCUCCUAAAUUGAUUAUGAUUUAAUCAGCCAUCUACUUUGAAUAAAAGAAAAUUAUUGAUAAAGCAGUUUUACUCUACAUGAGAGGAGGAUAAUUGCAAAAAGCCUUGUAUUUAGCUUAAAAGGAGAAAUUGACAGAUUAUGUGAAAAAGAUCAAUUAAGAAAUUGCACUUCAAAAAUAGGAGACUGUUGAUUUGGCCUUUACUAAUACAGGUUCUUUGAAGGAAGCUCCAUCAUAAUAGAAAAUAGUUAAUCAAUAAUAGCAGUAAUAGCAAUCCACUCAAUCAAAGGAUAGAGCACCACCUCCAGGAUCAAUAUAAGACUUAAUAAAUAAGAAAUAGUUUGAAAAAGUAUUAGAGAUGUGUGAAAAUUAAGGUAUUUAAAUUAGUGACGAUAUGGUUAAACAAAUGUUGGAUGGUCUUGAUGACAAACGAAAAAAAGAAGUGUAAUUGUUAAUUGCUGAGAAAUCAAAAAAGAUGGGCAAUUUCGAAUAGGCUUCUAAAAUGUAUAUUUAGAUGGGAGAAAGAGUGAAAGCCAUGAAAGCCCUUUGUAAAUUGGGUGAUGUUGAAAAGAUAAUUGCAUUUGCAAAUAAUGCUAGAAUGGCUGAAAUCUAUAUACUGGCUGGUAAUUACCUGUAGACUGGUGAUUGGCAUAAAACACCGGAUCUUAUGAAGCACAUUAUACAAUUCUAUAAUAAAGCCAAGGCAUUUGAUCACUUGGCCAAUUUCUUUGAAGCAUGUUCUUCAGUUGAAAUCGAUGAAUAUAGGGAUUAUGAAAAGGCAUGUGCUGCAUUGAAAGAGGCAAUUAAAUAUUCAGAGAAAACAACUAGCCAAUAGAAAACACAACAAUUAUAAUAAAAAUUAAAAUUGAUCUUAGAUUUUGUUCAAGCUAAAUAGAAGUCUCCUCAAGAGAUGUUAUAAAUCUACUAUAAGUUAUUAAAUGAUAGUAAUAUUGAGUAUGCAGUUAGACAGGGAGAUAUAUUUGCAGAGUUGAUUGAAUACUAUUAUGCUCAAGGUCAAUAUGAGAAGGCUUAUGAAGAGAUGUAAAAGAUGUAGAAGAAAUCUAUUGUACUCAAUCCGUAUUUGGAUCAAGAAUUAAUUUAAAAAGUUAUGAAUUACAUGAAAUAAAAAGUAGGUAGUCAAUAAUAACAAUAACAAUAAUAAAAUAAGAAACAACCAUAUGGGAGGUAAUAAGAGUAAAAUGAUGAUGAUUUCUAAGAAGAGGAUGUUAUUGAUGAUGGAAUAUGAAUCAUAUCAAUAAAUUAAUUAUUAGUUAUUCAAAACUUAUUAUUUUUA